CCGCGACCAUCCACUAAAGUCGAGAGCGACCUCGGAUUCUUGCAUCGGCCAAGUCUACCGCAGCGAGGAUGAGCUGCUGGGACUGCUGCAUACGCGUGCUCAAGCGCUGCCUUCCGCGCAACGACAUUGUGCAGGAGCUCGCGCCGUACCUUAACACGACCAACGGAGGCUACACGGGCCAGAACGGGACCAACGGCCGCGCGAUCACCAACACGGGCAUGACCCACCGCACCAACUCGGAGCGCGACCUCGCCGGCGGCUCGAGCGGGCCGCACUCGCAGCGCACGCGCCGGCGCGACGGCGACAUCAUCGACAAUCCUGCCUCCGCGGCCGUCUCGGCGGGCCGUGGCAAAGGCUCGAUCCUCAACCCGCAGUCGCUCCAAGCCGUCAAGAGCAGCAGCAACCGGUCGCUGCCGCGCAGCGACACGGUCGGCACCAACGGCUACGACUACGCGCAGCGGCCCGAGCACCGCUCCAUGACCGACGUCUACCUCGAAUUUAGCGAGACCGCCGACAUCCGCGCGCUGGGCUACGCCGGCGCCAUGCGCCUCUCGUCGGGCCACGCGACCGCCCAAGUGCACGACCCGUACACGCACGACUUUAUGUCGACGGACGUCCAACUCCCGAUUCUGCAGGCGCAGACGUCGGUGACCAACUCGGACGACGCGAUGUCGGACGAAAUGAACGUGCUCGUGUACGUCUCGAUCGCGGCCUUCCAGCGACUCUCGCGGCAGUUCCAAGAGCUCAUGGAGGAGGCGACCGCGCUCUACGUGCACAUGAUCCGGUCGCGCCUCGUCGAGUACGGCGGGAUUGAGCUCCGUUUCAACAACGAGUUCUUUAUCCUCGGGUUCCACUCCGAGUACAACGCGGCGCGGUGGUGCCUCGCGAUGCAGCUCGGCCUCAUGUACGCCGCCUGGAACCCCAAGUUUCUAAAAGCCCCGGAGGCGCAGGAAGAGCUCUCGCCCGAGAAGCCGACGCUUGUGUUUCGCGGCCUCCGCGUGCGCAUGGCGAUCCACCUCGUCGGCUCCGAGACAGACCAUGAAGACGAGUUUCAAGACCUUUGCGACGAGAGGGAAACGAAUCCGAAAGACCUCGUCCGGCUCAUUGGCGAGUGCGCGCACGGCGGCCAGAUUGUGCUCUCGGACGGCGCGUGGGAGAAGCUCAAGGAGCAGCUCGUGCAGAUGGGCAACCCGGUGGUCGAAGAUCUCGGGAAGCACCUCGUGGGCGGGUACCCGCUCCAGCUCUUCCAGCUGCUCCCCAAGCACUUGGAAGACCGGCGGUUCCUCACGCUCAUGUCGCCGCGGCAGUUGGCGCCCGGCAUGCGGGACGCGCCCGCGGCCGGCGGCGAAGUCACCAUGGUGUUUACUUUUAUCGAAGGCGCGCGGUCGCUCAUGCUCAGCGAUGCGCACAGCCUCGUCUCGCGGGUCAAGUCGAUCUGCACGCUGUCGCGCAAGCUCCUCCGCCAGUUUCACGGCUACGAGUGCCAAGAGCUCCAAGGCGACUUUAUGCUCGCCUUUCACCGUCCCGCCGACGCGGUCGCGUGGUGCGCCCAAGUCCAAAAACAAGUCUACGCGCUCUUCGAGUCGGACCCCACUGGCAUCCAAUUUCGCAUCUCGAUCGGCGUCGAAACCGGCGUCCCCGUCAGCGUGAGUCCGCACAAGUCGAGUGGCCGCGCCGACUACUUUGGCAACAUUGUCAACCAAACCGCUCGCAUCGCCAAGGCCUCGCGCGGCGGCCAGAUCCUCAUUGGCGGCGACGCAUGGACAGCGUUCCUCCAAGACACGACCUCGUACUUUGAGACGGCGCCACGCGGCGCGGCGUCAACGCCGUGCUACUUCAAGUCGCACGGCAAGUUUCUCUUUAAAGGCAUUGCCGCCGGCACGCUCUUGAUUGAAGCGAUUCCGAAAGGCCUCGAGCACGUCGUGCACUCGCCGAUCACGGCCAAGCGCUGCAAGAAGCGCGAGAGCCGCGCCGACUUGGGCCCGAAUGGCACGCAGCUGCUCUACGUCUGGAGCCAGUACUCGCUCGAAGAGGCGGGCUGCUCGACGAUCCGGGACACGGAGCUCUUUGAUGAAAAGUCGUGGUACGGCAGCCUCUCGGAGAUGUCGACGUCGGACCUCCGGUCGUGGUUCAACGACGAGAACAACUCGAACCUUGGCUUUGCGUCGCUCAACGAGACGUACGUCUAGGUAGUAGAUAUACACACAGUAGAGAAAGCGACGCUUCAUGCGCAUAUAUACGAUCGUUAAUAUAACUUAUUCUAGUCAGGAGGGAGAUAUUCGCCC
Saprolegnia parasitica CBS 223.65 is the source of this 2285-nucleotide messenger RNA. RefSeq lists its product as hypothetical. Gene Ontology annotation, biological process: cyclic nucleotide biosynthetic process; intracellular signal transduction. The record is from RefSeq and is a predicted model, not a curated record. The transcript has 2 exons. Lineage: Eukaryota; Oomycota; Saprolegniomycetes; Saprolegniales; Saprolegniaceae. The coding region runs from base 69 to 2189 and encodes 706 amino acids.